Messenger RNA from Aspergillus chevalieri, 3057 nucleotides. RefSeq lists its product as uncharacterized. Lineage: Eukaryota; Fungi; Ascomycota; Eurotiomycetes; Eurotiales; Aspergillaceae. Bases 1 to 3057 code for a protein of 1018 amino acids. The transcript has 6 exons. The record is from RefSeq and is a predicted model, not a curated record.
AUGGAUCAACAUGAGAGGCCCGUAUAUCGCGCACGUGUGCCAUACGGUGUGGAUAUCAUAGUGGAUGACUUAUACCUCCCCACACCCGGAAGAUGUGGGACCAAGGAGCUGUCACGUAAACUUGAGAGUGAUGGUUGGCCAACAGACAUGCUGUUUAUCAAUCAAGCCUACCUUGAUGCUAUCUCAGCGGAGGCCAAAAGCAAUGGCCUGUCAUGGGAAGAAUGGCUCGAAAGAAGGGCGUCGGUGCGCUGCAUUCCGAGGCUGAAAGAUCGCCACACUGAUAAGCUUUCAAACCUGUUCCAGAACCUUGCAAUCAAUCAUCCGCUUACGCUGCUUGACAUUCUGAAAACCUACUGGCAUGACUACCAAGGGCAAAUCACACCUCAGAUUAUCGAAACCGUUAGAAAUAUAGAGGUUCCAUGCCAAAACACCGACACAUGGUAUCCUCUGAAAGAAACUUACUUUCCCUCCACGGAAUUGAAUAAUAUAUGCUCGCGGGCAUCCAUUACGGACUCGUUCAACCUUUUCAUAGAACCACUUCCUGAGUGGGCCACUGAGACCAUCGAUGGAUGGGAAUUUCUCGCCGAAUUCGAGGUUGGCCUGAGUCCUGAUAUAAUUUUCAUGGAGCAGGUGCUCCAUUCCCUCAAAGAGAAAGCUCCACUGGAUACGGCACGGGAUGGUUUCUUCGCGAUGUACCGAGAGCUCUCAAUCCGAUUCUUCGACGAAGAUCCAAGCGAAGUGCGUAAUCUCUUCUGCAAUUCGGAAGCAGUUUAUAUUCCAGCCACACAAACAAGGCCUGCGCGAAUAACAUCAUAUCGGCAGUGCGUCUGGAGAGGAAAUCACUGUCUGCGCAACAAGUAUCCCCUUGCAAUGCAUCAAGAAUAUUCAGAUAACCCAAAUGUGGUGCAUUUGUUCAAGAACAUGCUUUGUGUUGCUGACGCAUCCAUCACGACAUAUCUUGAAGAGCUUCAAUAUCGCAAGAAAUUCCCGGAUGUGCUGUUGGAAGAUCUGUAUUCCAUAUAUGGUGAACUUUCAGAAGAGCUACUAGAAGGAGGCGCUCUUACAACUUAUGCAUGCGAUAUGUUCCACAAGGAGAAAUUGAUCUACAUACCGACACAGCGGUCAUGGGUUUCACCAGACCAGUGUAUUUGGGCUGCGGCUUCGAAAAUCGGUGGACAAUUUGGAAUCAGCACUAUGUACUCUAGGUUUGAAGGGCUUCUCCGAGGUGUCCUUAACAUACAGAUUCCCACCAUCACGACUUAUAUCAACCAACUUCGGAUUCUUGUGUCAGAUCAACCCAACGAUAUCACUGCCAUCAAAGCUUCUAUCCACAGUAUGGGCCAGCUCCGACCGUCCGCUGAAGAUCUGCAUGGGGUUCGAGAACUGAGAUUCUUACCCAUUGAAAGGGCUGAUGGAAGUAAAAUGCUUGCGAAGCUAACUGAUGCAUUCUUUAUCGCUGACCGGAUCGAGUAUCAAGCCGCGUUCCAUGGCAAGGUUUCCAUGUUAAACUUUUCUUUAGAGGAAGUUUUCAGACUGCGUCGACUAUUCGAGGCGCUGUCUUUGGGGAACCAUUACAUGUCAGUUGCUGUGCAGGAGAGAACGAUCGUACGGUUUCCCGCACCUGAACCAUCCUCAAGCCUGACCCACACAUUCCGAAAAAAGGCCCGGCAUCUGUAUCGGUGUGCUGUACAUUACGAUGCAGGUAGACUUCAAAGCGACGGUGCAAGUAUCCGGAGACGCCUGCAACAUAUUAUUAUACAUGAAAGUCACGGUUUCAUGAAAACAGUCAUACUGUCGCACAAUGGCCUUCGAAUCAAUGCAGAGACCGAUAAAGGAUUGGUUCAUAUUGAUCAUAGCAAUAAUAAGCUUAGGAUCUACGUUCCUCGGGAUCCGCAGCAAAGACAACGGUGCUACUCAACACAGCUACCCGAGGCACUAGUUUCCUUUUUGGAGAUUGAGGAUAGGACAGCAACCGAGGUCUUUCGAUUGCUUUGUCUCCUGCAUGAAGAUGUUAUUGAGAACGUGCUAGACGACAACGGAAUUAGCAGAAUCUCAUAUGCGGAUACCGAUGACCCUGACACUGAUUUUCCAACAGAGGCGACUCAAGAAAGUAGUUUCGGAGAUACUUUUGAUGUUUAUGGCACUUCAUCCGACGAUGAGAGUCGAUCUUCUGAGACAGAAUUCACGCAAGGAUCAAUGGCUAGCCCAGACACGGCGACUCGUAAUGCGUCCUCUACAGUGCAACGCCCAGAAUAUGAACCAGAAUAUUCUUUGUCGACACAUCAACAAGCAUCUUCUUUCCCGAGACCUGUUCCGACUAACUUUGUUGAGCCAUCUUCAGAUACGACCUCUGUGCCUACGUCCUACAGCCCACAAUAUGUUCGAUUAUUGGACCAUGUCAUCAUGCUGGCACGUCAGGCAGCUUUCCCUCGGAACUCGGAUAGUACCUCCACUACCGCUUGUGCUAGUGGAAACUCUAUCCAAGGUCUCGCAUCAAGAUCAAGCAUUCCUUCAGAGAGCCAAUUAGCACAUGAUAUCAAGAUAGGGGCUGCAGGAGAGCUAUAUGCAUUCGAGCUCCUUUCGCAGCAAAGCCUACCGGGCUUCACCCGCCAAAAUUGGCAAAGCAAUGUGCGCAAAAUGGUUAACGUUCAUCCCGAAUAUCUUGAUCUUGAACCAUGGAGUGGGCUUGAAACAGCGGAUCUAGUCUACAACGACAUAGAUUCAGUGCUCACUAAAAUACUUAUCAAUGCCGGAUAUCUGUCACAGAUAGACUGGGAGGGAGCCACCCCAACAUACUUUAUCGAAGUCAAGACGACCGCCGGGACAUGUGGGACUCCAUUCUAUAUGAAUAGAAGCCAAUACGUACGGAUGCAGUCAAUGAAAAUUGGAAAUCAUGAGCCAGCAAAUGCCAAAAUUUACCUGAUCUUCCGAGUAUAUAGUCUUGGGAGCGACGGUACAGCGAUGGAGAUCUAUCUUGACCCGGAGACAUUGAGGGAAGUGGGCAUGCUUCGUUUCACACCUGCGUCAUAUAGCGUUUCUCCCAGAGUAGACUACUAG